Lodderomyces theae is the source of this 1869-nucleotide messenger RNA. RefSeq lists its product as uncharacterized. The transcript has a single exon. NCBI's taxonomy places the organism in Eukaryota, Fungi, Ascomycota, Pichiomycetes, Serinales, Debaryomycetaceae. The coding region runs from base 1 to 1869 and encodes 622 amino acids. The record is from RefSeq and is a predicted model, not a curated record.
AUGACUUACCAAAGACCAAACAAGAGCAAGUACAACAAGAAAGGGGUUCGUUUUGCUACUCCAAAAAGAGCUGCUAGGGUUGCAAAACCUCACAAGCAGCAAUAUAGAAAGUAUUACCACGAACAACCAUCAAAACGUUUUGCAUAUGUUGAAGAGCCAGACAGUGAAGGGGAAGAGAGUGGCGAUGACACAGAAAAGCAAGAUGUUGAGGAAGAGUUAACUUCAAGUGAAGACAGUUUAGAAGAAGAUUUCGAUACCUCCUCUGGGGAAGAAGACGAAGAGGUGUAUGAAUUUGACCUCAAACCUCAAGAUGGCUCCGAGGUAGAUAGCUCAGAUGAGGACGUUGAAUUCAUUGAUGCCAGUGAUGUCGAAUUGGACUCCGAUGGAGAUGAAUAUUACAUUGAUUUGGAUGACGAGUUGGUCAGUGCUAAAGAACUCGGAGUUCCUGAAAUCCAUGAUUUGAAUGAGGAGAUUGUUGCUUAUUAUGAGGAUGAGGAAGCUAGCUCAAGUUCUUCAGACUCUGACGAUGCUAGUGAUUCUGAAGAUGGGGUUGAAGCUAUUGUUCACCUUACCGAAGAGGCCGAUGACUCCGAGGACGACAGCUCAGACGAUGACGACGACGAGGUUAUUGGUUACAUCGUUGACACCAACAAGUUGAAUGACAAGUUGCUUCUUGAAGGCAUUAGACAGGAGUUUGAAGAAGGAUUAGUUAGCCCCGAUGAAUACGAAUCUAGAGACGAAGAUUCAGAAUUGGGUUCAGAGCCUGAAUACAUUGAGAUUGACAGCUCUGACGAGGAUGAAUCAUCUGAUGACGAGGGUGUAACUAUUUACAAGAGCUUGCCAUGCGCAGGGUGUGACUGCGAAGAAGAAGAAGAAGAAGAAGAAGAAGAAGAGGAUGAUGAUGAUGAUGAUGACCUACACGUUAUUAGGGACGAUGAUGAAGAGUUUUCUGUAGUUGAUUUAUCUGACGAUGUUGCCGACAGCCAAGACUAUCAGUUGGAAGAAUUAGACGAUGGUUCGUACAAAUUAAAUGUUAGAUUUCCAUCUUUGGUUAGAGAUGAAUUGAAGAUUGAGUUCCUCAAAAAGGAGAAUGAGUUGGUGAUUAAGGGAAAGUUGAACUUCAAUGGUGCUGAAACCGAGGACGAGAACGAAGAAGAUGUUGAUGUUACUGAAUUGACACCGGCAGAAUUUAUCAACUAUGCCUUGGAGGAUGACGAAGAUGAGGACGAUGAUGAGUACGACUAUGCAGACCCAGAGGAGGUUUCUGAAGAAGAAUAUUCUGGUGAUGAGGACUCCUUGGUCUUUAACGCUGCAGAGAAGGGUAGAGCUGAAAAGGCCAAGAGGGAUUUCAUCUUGUCUCAGAUUGAAGAAUUGGAGAAAAGGGAUAACUACAAUGAAGAUUCAGAUGAUGACUAUGAAAUCGAUGGUGAAGAAGAAGACACUGCUGAUUUUGAGGGAUUCUACGAGGAUGAGGAGGAAGACUCAGAAGAGGACUCGGAAGAGGACUCAGAAGAGGACUCAGAAGUAGAUAUAGAAGAAGAAUCCGAAACUUCUGAAGAUGAAGAAUUACAAGAAGACGCAGAAGAUCUCAUCAAUGAAUUCAAGAAUCAAGAAGUAUUCUUUGAGAAGCACUUUCAAUUUGACAAAGUCAUCAAAUUCAACAAAAUAAAAGCCAAGUUUGUUGGUGAUGAUGAAUUGGAAUUGAUAAUACCAAGCAAGAACACUACAGUCGACGAGGACAACUCAUUUGCAGUUACUGUUGAUUCUGAAGAUGACGAUGAGGAGAGCAGCACCACAGAAGAGAUUGAUGGAAACGUAGAAGUAUUACGUGAUUUGGAUGAGCUUUUGGAAGCAGUCGAAGCAGCUUAG